This is a messenger RNA of Ictalurus punctatus (channel catfish), 2047 nucleotides long. It is a transcript of the gene pank1a, whose product is annotated as pantothenate kinase 1a. NCBI's taxonomy places the organism in Eukaryota, Metazoa, Chordata, Actinopteri, Siluriformes, Ictaluridae. Gene Ontology annotation, molecular function: pantothenate kinase activity; ATP binding. Gene Ontology annotation, biological process: coenzyme A biosynthetic process. The coding region runs from base 183 to 1301 and encodes 372 amino acids. The transcript is spliced from 7 exons. Gene Ontology annotation, cellular component: cytosol; nucleus. The record is from RefSeq and is a predicted model, not a curated record.
CUCGUGUAGGUACACAACAGUUCCUGCUUUUUAAGAGUCUGCGCUUGUUUUCUGAAGUUUUUCAUGAUAUAAACAUCUCACUUUCUCACCGCCACAGCUUUCUCUUAUUCCACAUUGUGUUGAUCUGUAGAUUUGUUCGAUAAAUAACGAGUUUUGUGCAGAUUUGACACCUGAGUAACAGGAUGAAGCUGAAGAGUAAUAAGAAUCCAGCGGUCCUCUGGUUCGGCCUGGAUAUUGGCGGUUCUCUGGUGAAGCUGGUGUACUUCAGGCCAAACGACAUGACUGAGGAGGAGGAAGAGGAGCUGGGGAGCUUACGGACGAUCUGCUCGUACCUCAGAUCCAACACGCUGUACAGGAAGUUCCCCGUGCGGGACCUUCAGCUGGAGCUACGUGACCUGAGCGUGUGCGGACGAGUCGGAACGCUGCACUUCAUCCGCUUCCAGACAGCCGACGUCACGCCGUUCCUCGCCGCUGUGCAAGAGAAAACGAUCAGCAAGCUCCGCAGGACGAUCUGCGCCACAGGGGGCGGGGCAUACAAGUUUGAGAACGACUUCAGGAUGAUGGCGGGUGUGGAGUUAGCAAAGCUGGACGAGUUGGACUGCCUGAUCCGCGGGCUGCUCUAUUUGGACUCGGUCGGGUUUAACGGGAAACCCGAGUGUUAUUAUUUUGAGAACCCCACGGACACGGAGCGCUGUGUGAAGAGGCCAUGUUGUCUGGAGAACCCGUUCCCCAUGCUGCUGGUCAACAUCGGGUCAGGUGUCAGCGUCCUCGCUGUUUACUCCGAGAAGAAAUACAAACGCAUCACCGGCACCAGUCUGGGUGGGGGGACGUUCCUGGGUCUGUGCUGUCUGUUGACGGGCUGUGAGACGUUUGAGGAAGCGCUGGAGAUGGCGAGUAAAGGAGACGGCAACAGCGUGGACAAACUGGUGAAGGAUAUUUACGGCGGAGAUUAUCAGCGGUUCAGCCUCCAGGGGUCCACUGUCGCCUCCAGUUUUGGUCACAUGAUGAGUAAGGAGAAGAGGGACAGCAUCUCUAAAGAAGACCUGGCCAGAGCCACACUGGUCACCAUCACCAACAACAUCGGCUCCAUCGCACGCAUGUGUGCCGUCAACGAGAAAAUCGACAGGGUGGUGUUUGUCGGGAAUUUCUUGCGGAUCAACACGCUGUCGAUGAAGCUGCUCGCCUACGCCAUGGACUUCUGGUCCAAAGGAAAACUGAAGGCUCUUUUCCUAGAGCACGAGGGAUACUUCGGAGCAGUCGGAGCUUUCCUAGAGCUCUUAAAGUCGUCUGAGGAGCCCUGAGAAACUCCUCACGUCUCGGCCUGAUGUUAAUGUGUAAACUGUAAAUAACCUUUAAACCUUUUUGAAGAGUUUAUUAUUGUAAGAUAAAGAUGUUUUUAUCACUAAUGAGCAGAAAAUGUUUUGAACGCAGUGUUUUUGUGCAACACGUCUAAAGGGCGGGUUUAUUGUAGAGGAAGAAAAAAACCAGCAGGAUUUUCUUAAAUGUAUUUUUAAGGACACUACAGGUGAGGGUCGUUUUUAUUAAAAAGAAAAAAAGCGUAAAUAUUACGAUCAGUAUGUGCCAGUUUAUUGCUGAUAUUCUUACCAUUUACAGCAAAAAAAAUAUGCAAAUGAGGCUUUGUCUAAUUGAAUAUGCAAAGAAGUUGCAUACUUAAUGAAACCUAACCUAUCUAAACAACAACAAAAAAAUCUAGUCUUUUGAUACUAGAAUUAAUUUUUAUGUCACUUUUGAAGACUUUUAACAAUUUCUACAUGAACUUUUCUAAAAAAAAAAAAUAAUAAUAAUCUAAAAAUCUAACGUUGAAUCGGUAACUAAUCAACGUUUUUGAGAAAUUCCGUCGUGUGAAUCUAGAAGCUGAAAUUUUUUGCUUCUGAACAUAAAAAACAACAUUUUCCGCGUGGGGAAAUGUAAAGGAAAUAUUGUAAUGAUCUGAAUGUAUACGGUGUAUCAGAAAACAAGCUUUUUCUGGAUAUAGGACACGACGCGAUUGUGUGAUUGUGAAGUGGGCGGAGCUUAAAGCCUUCUA